This is a messenger RNA of Lottia gigantea (owl limpet), 663 nucleotides long. RefSeq lists its product as hypothetical. Gene Ontology annotation, cellular component: cytoplasmic vesicle membrane. The coding region runs from base 1 to 663 and encodes 220 amino acids. The transcript has 6 exons. The record is from RefSeq and is a predicted model, not a curated record. Lineage: Eukaryota; Metazoa; Mollusca; Gastropoda; Lottiidae.
AUGGCCUUGUAUUCACCGGUUGUAUCAGAAUAUUGUGGAGGAGAUAUCAAUUGUUAUUUUCCUGAGAAAUGUUGUGAUUUAAAUACGUGUUGCCCUGACAACUCCAGAGAUGACCGUCUGUUUACCUAUAAACUUCACGUCUGGAAUAUGUGGUAUUUCUGGUUUAUAAUAAUAUUCAUUAUGAUGUCAUGUUUUGGGGGAUGUGGUUAUUACCGUCGGAAACGAAUGGCAGCCAUUUCUAGAAUACAACAACGUGACAGAAUGGGAGUUAUUCCCCCUGCUACAGAUUAUAUGAACAGACCCCGGAGCCAUCAUCACAGCGCUGUCAAUGUUCAUCCUAACUUUAUGGUUUAUACUGGUCCAGGAUUAGACCGAGAUAGUUCUUACUUACCUCCCCCUUAUUCAGAAGUGGUUUCACAACCCAAUAUGUACCCUCCUAAUAAAACCGAUUUACCACCAUAUCCUGGUGCUCCUAUUAUAACAGCAGAUAGUUCUGAUGCCGGCAACUCAUCUGUGACGCUAAACGUGCAGGAACUACAUUCACAACAAAUACCACAGCCUCCAUCUUAUAGCGAAGUUUUAGAACAGUCCAAUCACAGGCCAGGAAAUUCAAUUUCAACCAAUCAGAGAUCAGAACCACAAACCACCAACCUAUCAGCAUAA